AUGGCGAACGAAAACUCGGGAAGACCUUAUGAGUCCUCUCAGGCUGAGCCUUCUGCGGCAUCGUCAGUCAUGGUACUGACACCGACAUCAAAAUGUGGGCAACCUGAGAGACCCGCUACCAGAAAAGGGAUAUUUGAAGAAGCGGGAACUAUUCCGUUGGCGGAUGCUGGGUAUCAUUACCUCGGCGUCUGUUAUGAGAACCUGACCGUGAUCGGCGCGGGAAAGCUUACUAGGGAGGUCGAAAGUACAGACAAAUCCCUGCUCCAGAUGUGGAACUUCCCUUCUUUUGUCAUGAAACUCUUCAACAUCAAAACCGGUUCUACGCGAGAACUUAUCUCAGGCUUAUACGGUGUAGUACCAGCUGGGCAGACCAUGUUGGUUCUCGGGCGUCCUGGCUCGGGGUGCUCCACAUUCCUUCGAGCUCUAGCAAAUGAGACGAGUCCGUUUGUGAGAGUCGAAGGAGACGUUAAGUAUUCCACCAUCGAUUCGCAUGAAGCGAGGAAGUUCUACGGUGGAGAGAUCAUAUUCAACAACGAAGAAGAUAUUCACGAGCCAACUCUAAGUGUUGGUCAGACGUUGGAAGUAGCUCAGAAACUCAAACAUCCGAAGAAGAUGUAUGAUCCUAAAGAUCCAGCCACUUACGCAAAAGAUCAAACAGAUCGACUGUUACGAAUGUUUGGCAUGCCGCAUGUCAUCGACACAAUGGUAGGCAAUGACUACAUCAGGGGUGUCUCCGGCGGCGAACGAAAACGGGUGUCGCUCUCAGAGGUCUUUGCAACAAAUGCUGCAGUUCUAUGCUGGGACAAUUGCAUCCGUGGUCUCGAUUCCGCGAUAGCCGUACACUUCUUGCGGUGCUUGAAGGAGAUAUCACGAGCAACAGGGAUGACCAACGUGAGUCAUUUCAGCCGCAAUGUCAGCUUCGAGGAUAUGAAAACUGAUGCCCCACAAUUCCUCACAGAUCGUAUCGAUCGUAAGCGGCCCAUUCUCUUUGGCAUUUGCACCGGUUUAGUCAAUUUUGUUUCGCAGUACCAAGCAUCGGAAGAGGUAUAUCAUACAUGCUUCGACAGAGUCACAGUGAUUUAUGAUGGACGCAUGGUGUUCGCCGGCCUGGUGGAGGACGCCCAGCUCUUCUUUAUUCGACAAGGCUGGGAGAAGAAGCCGAGACAAACGACGCCCGAUUUCCUGACCGCUUGUACCAGUGUAAACGAAAGGCGAAUCAGACACGAUUACGAUGGGCCUGGGGUUCCGCAAACUCCAGAGGAAAUGGCCGCUUACUUUAAAGCCAGUCCCGAGUAUCAAAAGCUAUUGAACGACAUGCGAGAUUACAGAGCUGAGCACUCCUCGAACAAGCAUGCCGAUGAAUUCCGAGCCGCGGUGAAGCAUUCUAAACAUCGAGGGACCGGGAAGAAGAACUCUUACAAAGUCAAUUUUGCAAGACAAUCCGUCGUCUUGAUCAAGCGUCAGGCGAACCUGGUUCGGUCGGCUCCGAAGGAUAUGAUCAUCAAAUUAGGCUCUAACUUGUUGCAGGCUGUGGUGGUGGGAUCCAUUUUCUACAAACCAGCUGCAAACGCUUCCGGUAGUUUUGCCGUAGCAGGAGGGCUGUUCUUCACGAUCUUAUAUUUUUGCGUUUUCUCUUUAUCAGAGGCGAGUAUUCCACCUACGGUCAUGGGCCGUGCGUUAUUGAUCAAACACAGGAAACUUGGAUUUUACAACCCAGCCGCCAAGAUCAUUGCAGAAAUGCUGAUUGACUGUGGUGUGUACGCCUUGCAAACACUUGUAUUCGCAUCCGUUUUCUACUUCCUACUGGGUCUGAAUACGGAAGCCGAGACCUUCUUUACCUUCUGGUUCAUCAUCUAUACCACCUAUUUGAAUCUUUCUGUCAUGUACCGCAUGAUUGGUUCUUGGUGCCCUGAUCUGUCCGUCGCUAUCAGAUUCGGAGGUUUAUCACUUAUGCUUGUUUUGACAAGUGGAGGCUUUAUUGUGCCCCCUACGCUCCAACAUCGAUGGGCUGGCUGGAUCUCCAGAAUCUCGCCAGUCGCCUAUGCUUUUGAGGCGUUGAUGAGUAACGAGUUCCGCACGAGGACUUUGACCUGCAGUGCUACAGAUUUGGUGCCUCAUGGACCAAGUUACACUGACAUAACAUAUCAAGGUUGCACGAUUCCAGGUGCUACUGAGGGUGACGCUGACGUAUCUGGCAGUACUUUUAUCGGCCUCAAGUAUGGGUUUACCAGUGGCCACAUUUGGCGUAACAUUGGUAUUUUAUGGGCAAUGUACGCCAUCUACGCAAUCAUGGUCGUCUUGGGUAACACCAUCAUGGUGAGGGACAGUGGAUCAGCGUCAUCCAAGUUAUACAAGCGUGGCGCAGUCAUUCAACCUCUGCAGACAACCCACUCUGAGGCGGAUUCGUUCACUGCAGAUGAAGUGAAGGAGCAAGUCCAAAAGCGCUCCAUUUUCACAUUCAAAAAUGUCUGCUACACUGUUCAAGUUGGGGGCAAGGAACGACGACUACUUGAUAACGUGACAGGUAUCGUCGAGCCAGGCAGAUUAACGGCUUUAAUGGGAGCAUCAGGAGCUGGUAAAACUACGCUUCUAAACACCAUUGCCGGUCGACAAACAACGGGAAAGGUCGAAGGACAUAUGCUGCUCGACGGCAAGCCGCUGGGACCAACAUUCUCUCGCUGUGCUGGAUUUGCUCAACAGGGAGAUGUCCAUGAGCCAUACUCUACUGUCCGCGAAUGUCUACAGUUCUCUGCCGUACUUCGUCAAGCUGGGCAAUAUACAAGACAAGAGAAACUGGCAUAUGCUGAAGAGGUUCUGGACCUUCUGGAGCUGGGGCCUAUCGCUGAUGCCCUCAUCGGAAGUCGCGAUACAGGAGGACUGAAUGUUGAGGAAAGGAAGCGGGUCACCAUUGGCGUUGAACUCGCAGCAAGGCCGGACUCACUUUUGUUUUUGGACGAACCCACUUCUGGUCUCGACUCGCAAGCCGCAUACGAAAUAUGUAGAUUCCUCCGUAAAAUUGCCGCUAGAUCAGGCUUGGCAAUUUGCUGUGUAAUCCACCAGCCUUCUGGAGAUCUGUUUGAAAUGUUCGACUCGAUCAUCUUGUUGGCUGCCGGAGGAAAGACCUGUUAUGCUGGACCUACGGGACCGGGAUCAUCCACGGUAUCGCAGUACUUCGGGAGAUAUGGAAGUCCUUUAGAUCCUGGGGCCAACCCCGCUGAGCAUUUGAUAGCCACUAUCGCACCCGUCGGUGGGACUGAAGUGAACUGGCCAGAACGUUGGCAAAAGUCCAAUGAGGCUGCUGCCAUCCUUCAGAGAGUCAACGAUCUCGAGAAGUCGUCCGAGGCUGUCAUCCCCAUGGGGUCGUUAUCGAAGGAAGAUACCGCACCUUUCGCUAGUAGCUUUGCGGUGCAGUUUAAGGAGCUUCUAAUCAGGAACAUGAGAGCUCAAUAUAGAGAUGGAUCUUAUUGGACCACCAAGUUGGUGUUAUGUGUCUUCAUAGGUCUCUUUAUCGGUUUCUAUUGCUAUCAGAUGCAGCAUUCGGUUGCCGGCAUUCAAGUCAUGUCCUUAUCCAUCCUAGUUGCUGCUCAAGCUGCUGCUCCCGUCGCCUUCGACUCAGCGUGUAAUUAUCAGGCCAAGUUCGGCAUAUACCUCGCCAGAGAACGACUUGGUGUCUAUUCAUGGCAGGCCUUGGUCGCCGCACUACUAGUCGUUGAGCUUCCAAUCAACCUCAUAGCGUUCACUCUCCUCUUCUUAAGUUACUAUUGGACAGUUGGCCUGGAAUCUUCAGCCAUGGUAGGCGGACUACACUGGCUAGCGUGGGCGGUGUACUCGAUAUAUACGUGCACAUUCGGAGUCAUGAUUGGAGCCUUGUCUCCUUCGACUUUUGCGGUUGGAUUUGUUUUAUCCUUCAUUUGGAAUGUUGUAAACGCUCUCUCGUGGGCACUGGUUCCAUGGCCGAACAUGCCACAGCCGUAUCACACAAUAUUCUCCUGGUUAUCACCCCUCAGAUGGUUCUAUGGAUCAACAAUGGAAAGCACCCUGUCUAGCAAGGCGAUAAGCUGUGCUGCCAAUGAGUUAACGACGUUUGCUGCUCCAUCCGGAAUGACCUGUGGUGAAUAUGCCGCCGAAUUUCUGGCAACAGCCGCUGGUUACCUCAUCAAUCCUGCGGCCACAUCGAGCUGUGCAUACUGUCAGCUAUCAUACGGAUCAGAUUACGUUCAAUCCCUUGGUUACGAAUACGACAACAUGUGGAGGGAUUGGGGUGUUCUGAUUGUUCAUUGCGUCUCCAACAUUGCGGUGGCUUAUUUAUUUACCUGGCUUAUCAGAAUUCGACCUUUGUACAAAAAGUAG
Molecule: messenger RNA, 4350 nt
Organism: Kwoniella mangroviensis CBS 8507
Lineage: Eukaryota; Fungi; Basidiomycota; Tremellomycetes; Tremellales; Cryptococcaceae
Exons: 28
Coding region: 1-4350 (1449 amino acids)
Biological process (GO): transmembrane transport
Cellular component (GO): membrane
Molecular function (GO): ATP hydrolysis activity; ABC-type transporter activity; ATP binding
Source: RefSeq, a predicted model, not a curated record